AUGCAGGAAGUGCUCCAGGACGAAGAGCUGUCUGUUUGCGGCAUCUAUCGCCGCGGCUCGGACGUGGCCCGUGAGCUCUGGUUCCCUGGCAUCCAGGAAAAGUUCGAAGAGCACGACGAGGUCGUUUUGACUUUGUCCAGCGCCAUGAUCUUCGCCGAGAAGUACUUGGAUGGCGCAAAGGGCCAAUUUGCAGGUGCUGCGUCCGUGAUGGACGCGAGAAAGCUGCACCAGCAUUACCUGAGCUUUAUGUGGGCUUGGGAGAAUAAAUCCCACGAAGAUCUGGAGCUCGACCUUGAGUUGGAGUUGGACGCUCGCGCAAACCGCCACGCGAUGGUCCGCAUUUGA
Molecule: messenger RNA, 345 nt
Organism: Symbiodinium sp. CCMP2592
Lineage: Eukaryota; Dinophyceae; Suessiales; Symbiodiniaceae
Source: the annotation of a GenBank genome assembly